GAGCGUGACUCCCGCUCCGAAUCCGCGCCAUAAAUUCUGACCACCCGUAAAUGUCUCUGUAUGUUUAUGAUUGCCUAAAACAUUAAGCCCACCGUUAAUUUGUUUUACCUGACGCGCCCAUCACUUGUGCUACAACCGUUUAGCACGAGCCUGCGGCUUCGACGGGCAAAAUGUGGUUUUAAAUACUCGACGGAGGGCUUAAACUAUCGCUUGCUGAAUUCAGUGUGCUGGAUCAUUAUUACGAUGCAUCCGCGAGUAUGGAGAGCCCUGUUUUUCAUGACCGUAUUCUACCAGCUGGGGAUGGCGGGCAAAUACGGCUGUUUAUUUGAGAAGAGGCUGUGCUCCAGGGAACAGUUCUGCUCUGAUGACAGGCUCUUUGGGCAGUGUCGGAGCUCCAGACAUGAGCAGGUUCAGUACCAGGUCUCUGUUCCAGUUCUUCAGAGACUGCAGGAAGUUCUCAAACAGUUGAUGAUUCAGGGAUUCUCCUGGCAGGAUGAUAUCACCCAGCACAUCAUUGCUAAGGAGCUGAGCCGUAUCCCUCACACACGCACACAAAAGACUCAGAAUGCACAGUCACCACAGCCUGCAGCGAAAAAGGGCUAUUCCAGCUCUAGCUCUGAGCCUGGACCAGCUCAGAGCUAUAUGGACUAUAUGAUCUUAGACCCCCGCCAGUCCUCCUCACUUCGGGUUCAAGCCCUUCCCAUGGACCCAUACUCAUAUCUACAGGAUGACAUGACCCAUUCUCUCCAUCCUCACACCGGUGUGGGGGGAUACCAGCGACCCUCCUCCCGAGACGGAUCUCAGCAAAGAGACAGAGACCGUCAGCUUCUGGAAGAUGCCAUGUCUCUUUACCUCUCCUCCUCACAACCUUCUUUCCGCCACAGGGGGGCAGCAGCCCUCCCUGCCGCCCCGUACUAUGAAGAUCUAGACUUCCCAUUGGACUAUGGCCAGGACUACACCCCACAGGAGCAACCCAGCUCGUCCCAGCACUCCAACAAGAAAGUUCCUCAGGACUAUAGCUCUCUCGCCAGACUCAAUGAUGAAACAUUGGCACAGCUGGGCCGUCUGUCAGAGGGAUUUGGGGUGGACCCACGAGACCUAAGCCCUCAGCAGAUAAAAAGACUCACACUACUGUUGCAGCUCCUACAAAAUCUGGAGAACACAGAUCAAUCCCAAGGGACAGCCACAGUAAAAGAGACAAUUGUAGAAGCUAACGACAAAGUGACACAGAAAGGAAUCAAACCCCCCUCACCUGUCUCAGCUCUGCCCUCAACCCCAACAUACCAGCGGAUCCCCACUCAGCCCCCAUCCACACCAGCCCCUGCAACUGUGCCUAAGGAAGUCAGUAAAAGCACAUUGGCGCCCACGCUGUCACCAAAAGACUUGGGUUUGAAAGAGAAAACACCUAAUGUCCCGAAAGCCGGUAAAGACGGGACAAACAGCAGGGAGGAAUAUGGCUACAUAGUGACUAAUCAGAGUCCCUUAAGUCUGUAUGAUGGGGUGAAGCUCCUAGAGCUGCUGGCAGAGAAAAUUCAUCUCUCCACGAGCAGUUUCAUCAACAUAAGCGUGGUGGGUCCAGCCCUGACGUUUAGGAUCAGACAGAACUCUCUGAACCUCACCGCAGAGGAUGUGGCCAAUAAAGCGGUUGCCGAGAAGAAUUUCCUGGAGGGUGAGACGGGUUUGAAAAUCAUCCAGACAGGAGUUGGGGAGAGGAGCGAGGGGCGUGGCCUGCCCCAGGCCACACGGGUAGGGGAGGGUUCACGCGGAGUCGUGCUGACAAUGGUCGCCAUGGCUUGUGUUGGCGCGGUGUUGUUGGUUGCCCUGGCGGUUGCCUGUCUUCGCCACCACGCCCGUCAGUUAGCCACCGGCAAACUGGGUCUGGGACCAGAAGCUGGUGCAGAAACUCACUUUGAUUACCAGGAACUGUGUCGCCAACACAUGGCAGCAAAGUCAUCGUUCACCCGUCCGGAGCCUGGCGGUCGACGGGGGACCGACACCUCUCGAGUCAGCAGUGUGUCAUCUCAGUUCAGCGACGGGCCGCAGCACAGCCCUAGCUCUCACAGCAGCACACCGUCCUGGAGUGAAGAGCCUGCCCAGUCCAACAUGGACAUCUCAACUGGACACAUGAUACUGGCUUAUAUGGAGGACCAUCUGAAGAAUAAGGACCGUUUGCAGAAAGAGUGGGAGGCUCUGUGCUUGUACCAGGCUGAGCCGAGCUCCGUCUCUAUCGGCCAGUCUGAACUCAACAUGGAGAAGAAUCGCUAUCCUGACUUUGUGCCCUAUGACCAUUCACGUGUAAAACUAAAGGCAGAGACCAACGCCUCUAAAGAGGACUACAUAAAUGCCAGCACCAUAAUUGAUCACGAUCCACGUCUGCCUGCAUAUAUUGCAACUCAAGGACCUUUGCCACAUACUAUUGCUGAUUUCUGGCAGAUGGUGUGGGAGAAUGGAUGUACUGUAAUAGUUAUGAUGACAGCUCUGGUGGAGGAUGGAGAAAAACAGUGUGAACGCUACUGGCCUGACGAAGGAUCGUCUCUGUACAAUAUCUAUGAGGUGAAUCUUGUGUCUGAACACAUCUGGUGCAAAGACUUCUUGGUUCGUAGUUUCUACUUGAAGAACGUUCAGACACAGGAGACGCGCACCCUCACCCAGUUUCACUUGCUGAGCUGGCCUGCGAGCGGCAUUCCCUCCUCCACCCGUCCCCUGCUGGACUUCCGCAGAAAAGUAAACAAGUGCUACAGAGGACGUUCUUGCCCAAUAAUUGUGCACUGCAGUGAUGGGACUGGCAGAACUGGCACCUACAUUCUUAUCGACAUGGUACUUAACCGCAUGGCAAAAGGUGUGAAGGAGAUUGAUAUUGCUGCAACACUGGAGCAUAUUCGUGAUCAGAGACCAAGUAUGGUACGCACUAAGGAUCAGUUCGAGUUUGCCCUGACAGCUGUGGCAGAAGAAGUCAAUGCCAUUCUGAAAGCCCUUCCUCAGUGAGCCGUCACAGUGUCUCUAUUCCAUAAUUUUUGCUCAUGUACUUCUAUCCUGCACACCUCAUUUUAAGACAGAAAUGCAAAGACCCCAUGAAGUCGCUUGAUGAGUGUAGUUAUCUGUCUCGUGUUGAUGUAUUUCUGUUGAAACUGGAAGUCUGGUUGGGCGUAUGAAAGGAUGCAUCCCCUAAAUCUGUGUAGAGAAGAUGACUUAAAAUUUUGUUUUAAAUGUACGUUUAAAAUCAAAUAUCUGCAAAUUAUGUUUUUAACUUUUGGUUAAAAGUUUAAAUCAAAGCUAACCGACAUCGUCAAAACACCACUUGAUUUUCUGGGGUCUUUAAACUUCACUCGGUUUGUAAAAGACUGAAAGAUUUGUGUGUGCAAGAGACAUUUUACAUGGGCCUUAAAGAGUUUCAGGGAGAACAGACAUCAUUAUUACAAACAAGCUUCACGCAAAUGACAGCAAUUUAAAGUGAUCUAAAUUUCUGAUGACUAACAGUAUAAUGUGUUUUUAUAUAAAUAUAUAUACUUUUAUGUUGCAAAGCACUAUUAAGAAUAACAUUCAUGUUCCUCAAAUGCUUUCUUUACCUUGGAAUGGCCAAAAAAUGCAACUCAAUAUAUCACAUUGAAAAAUGACACAAAAAAACACAACGCAGUCUUAUGCAGGUGAGCGUGGGUACUUUCUAUUUAUGCACAGGUCUGUACACAAGUGUGCAUCAUCCGAAAUACACCUGUCAUGUCGUAUAGUUCCUGUAAGAUUUCAUUCAACUGUAAAUGUCUAGUGUAGCUUUUCUUUGUGUGAUCGUUGUAAAUAAUUCACAGAGUUAUGUUUGUCAAUUCCAGUAUGUUUAUGAAAAUUAUCAAAAAAAGAGAGAAAUAUAUGAAUAUAAUUUUUAAAUUGUUAUAAAUUAAAUGUGAAUCUGUGUAGCAGCAUU
This is a messenger RNA of Triplophysa dalaica, 3913 nucleotides long. It is a transcript of the gene ptprna, whose product is annotated as protein tyrosine phosphatase receptor type Na. Gene Ontology annotation, molecular function: protein tyrosine phosphatase activity. The record is from RefSeq and is a predicted model, not a curated record. The coding region runs from base 244 to 2985 and encodes 913 amino acids. Gene Ontology annotation, biological process: protein dephosphorylation. NCBI's taxonomy places the organism in Eukaryota, Metazoa, Chordata, Actinopteri, Cypriniformes, Nemacheilidae. Gene Ontology annotation, cellular component: secretory granule. The transcript is spliced from 23 exons.